Messenger RNA from Notothenia coriiceps (black rockcod), 464 nucleotides. Its product is annotated as TOX high mobility group box family member 3-like. Gene Ontology annotation, molecular function: chromatin DNA binding. The transcript has 2 exons. Gene Ontology annotation, cellular component: nucleus. The annotation marks the transcript as partial. Gene Ontology annotation, biological process: regulation of transcription by RNA polymerase II. The record is from RefSeq and is a predicted model, not a curated record. NCBI's taxonomy places the organism in Eukaryota, Metazoa, Chordata, Actinopteri, Perciformes, Nototheniidae.
CAGACGCUUCUUAUGACUCAAGAUCAUUACUGAUAUCGGCCAUUGUUCCUGUCCCCUCCUAUCAGAGCGUCCUGGUGGAGUCUCCGGUCUCUCUGGCUGUUUCUCCCGGAGUUAUCUCCCUCGACCCGUCGAUGUCCGAAUCCCCGCUCUCCGCCCCGACCUCCAUCAUCUCUCCGGCAGUCGGGAGGAAAGGAGGCGCCGGAGGGAAGAAGGGGAAGAAGAAGAAAGACCCCAACGAGCCUCAGAAACCCGUGUCGGCCUACGCUCUGUUCUUCAAGGAUACUCAGGCCGCUAUCAAAGGACAAAACCCCAACGCUACCUUUGGAGAAGUCUCUAAGAUAGUGGCCUCCAUGUGGGACAGUCUGGGAGAGGAGCAGAAACAGGUUUACAAGAGGAAAAACGAAGCGGCAAAGAAGGACUACUUGAAGGCGCUGGCCGAGUACAGAACCGGACAGAUUUCUCAG